Tachysurus vachellii is the source of this 4588-nucleotide messenger RNA. RefSeq lists its product as uncharacterized. NCBI's taxonomy places the organism in Eukaryota, Metazoa, Chordata, Actinopteri, Siluriformes, Bagridae. Bases 175 to 4110 code for a protein of 1311 amino acids. Gene Ontology annotation, biological process: DNA integration. The transcript is spliced from 2 exons. The record is from RefSeq and is a predicted model, not a curated record. Gene Ontology annotation, molecular function: nucleic acid binding.
ACUAAGUGUACAGGAGUCUGUGGUAGUAAUCUUAGUGGCAAGACAUGUUCAAAGAUUUGCCUUGUGACAGUGUUUCCAAGUGGUCAGCGAGAGAAAGCAAUCAAGGUGUAUGCCAUCAUUGACGAUCAAAGCAACCGAUCCUUGGUGAGAUCGAAAUUCUUCAGUGUCUUUGACAUGGACGGCAACAGAUCCUCCUACUAUCUCAAAACGUGUGCAGGGAUGAUCCAAACAAGUGGUAGAAGAGCACAUGGAUUCCAGGUGGCAUCUAUUGAUGGUCGGGUCGUUCAUACUCUGCCAACCUUGAUAGAAUGUGAUAACAUCCCAGAUAAUCGGUCUGAGAUACCCUCACCACAAAUUGCUCUUCAUCAUCCACAUCUAAAAGGCAUUGCAGCACAGAUUCCAGAGGUUGAUUCAAAGGUUCCAAUUAUGAUGCUGUUAGGUAGGGAUCUCAUAGAGGUACAUAAGGUGAAGAGGUACAUUAAUGGCCCCCCUGAAGCUCCAUAUGCUCUGAAGCUGGACCUGGGCUGGGUCAUAGUUGGUGACGUGUGCCUGGGCAGAGUUCACAAGCCGGAAAGUGUUAACACUCUCUUCACCAGCACCUUGGAUAGUGGUCGUCAGUCACUGUUUAAGCCGUGUCCUAAUGUCUUUUAUAUCAAGGAGAAUGUUUGUGAUGUAAAGCCCUCAAGUUCUUGUACUGCUAUUCCACUGAAGAAGCCUGUAUGGAAAAGGGAUGACCAUGUAGAACAGGACAUCUUCAAGAGAACAAAGGAUGAUGAAAGAUUGGCUCUUUCAGUUGAGGAUUUGGCUUUCCUUCAUAUAAUGGAGAAAAGCUUUUACAAGGAUGAGAAGCACAGCUGGGUAGCUCCCCUUCCGUUCAAACUCCAGAGGCAGCGCUUACCAAACAACAGGUCACAAGUUUUAGAUCGUUUCAGAUCUCUACAGCGAUCUUUUGCUAAGAAGCCAAUCAUGAAAGAGCACUUCUUUACAUUUAUGGAGAAGAUACUGGAAAGAGGUCACGCCGAAGUAGCACCACCACUUAACCAUCAAGAAGAAUGUUGGUACUUGCCUCUCUUCGGUGUGUACCACCCAAAGAAGCCAAACCAGAUUAGAGUCGUCUUUGAUUCAAGCUGUCAGUAUGAUGGUGUCUCACUUAACGACGUUCUUCUGAAGGGACCCGACCUGAAUAAUGGACUGCUUGGAGUACUUUUGCGCUUCAGAAAGGAGGCAGUAGCGAUUACCACAGAUAUACAACAAAUGUUUCAUUGUUUUCUUGUUAGGCCAGAAGAUAGAAAUUUUCUUAGGUUCUUCUGGCAUGGAAAUAAUGAUCCAGAGCAAAACAUCAUUGAGUUCAGGAUGAAAGUCCAUAUCUUCGGUAACAGUCCUUCUCCAGCCGUCGCAAUCUAUGGCCUUAGACAGGCAGUGAAGGAAACUGAGACAGAGUUCGGAACAGACGUCCUAAAGUUCAUAGAAAGAGAUUUCUAUGUGGACGACGGCUUAAAAUCUCUACCCUCUGCAACAGCUGCCAUUGAUCUCCUUAAAAGGACACAAGAAGCACUUGCUCGCUCCAAUCUAAAGUUGCAUAAAAUUGCAUCAAACAGUGAGGAAGUUAUGAAUGUAUUUACAUCUGAAGGUGACUGCCGAGAUUCAAAGGACAUGGACCUGGACAAAGACACAUCGUCAGUCCAGCGUACUUUAGGAGUUAGCUGGAAUCUCAAAACUGACACAUUUACAUUUCAGCUGUCCAAUGAUGUGAAACCGUUUACACGCCGUGGCGUUCUCUCUACUGUGAAUGGGUUAUAUGACCCAUUCGGGUUUGCAGCUCCGGUUGUUAUUCAAGGCAAAGUUCUGAUUAGAAACCUCACAAGUGACUCACUGGACUGGGACCUACCCUUACCCCUGGAGAAAAGGGAAUCCUGGCAAAAAUGGAGGGACUCCCUUCAAGAGCUUCAACAGCUCCAAAUCCCUAGACCCUACACCAAAACCUCUCCAUCAGAAGCUUCACAUAGAGAGCUCUGUGUCUUCUCAGAUGCUUCAGUUAUGGCUAUAGCUGCAGUAGCUUAUCUCAAAAUUCUGGACAUGGAGGGAAAGUGCGAAACAAGUUUCAUCUUAGGGAAAGCCAGGCUGGCGCCUCGCCAAGAGUUGACAAUCCCUCGCCUUGAGCUCUGUAGUGCAGUGUUGGCCGUAGAGGUGGCUGACAUUAUAAUGGCAGAGUUGGAUGUUAAGUUUGAUAGAGUAACCUUUUUCACAGACAGCAAAGUGGUCCUCGGUUACAUCUAUAAUGAAAAACGCAGAUUCUAUGUCUUUGUGAAUAAUCGAGUUCAAAGAAUAAGAAGCAGUUCGCACCCUCAGCAAUGGCAUUAUGUUCCAAGUGCCCAGAAUCCAGCCGACCAUGCAACAAGGUCUGUGCCUGCAGAUCGUCUAAAAGAUACAACAUGGCUUACUGGUCCACCAUUCUUGUCCUGCUCUAAUCAGGAAUAUAACACUUCAGGUCAAUUUGAUCUUGUGGAGCCAACCAGUGAUGUUGAAGUUCGCCCUGAGGCAACAGUGCUCACUACCCAUAUCAAAGACAGCCAGCUUGGUACAAAGCGCUUCGAGGGUUUCUCCAGUUGGAAGAUACUUCUUCGAGCUGUUGCAUGUCUAAUACAUGUUGUACAGACAUUCAAAGGGAAUUCAACCAAAAAUGUGGAAAAUUGCAAAGGUUGGCAUUGUUGUAGGAUGUCGUACAAUGUAAAUGAGUUGAACCAAGCCAAAGUCACCGUCAUUCGUGCUGCACAGCAGGAAGCAUUCAUUGAGGAACUCAGAUGCAUCAGAGAUGGUAAGAACAUUUCAAAGGACAGUCCCCUCUUUACACUGAACCCCAUCAUAGACAAAGAUGGCCUUAUGAGGGUUGGAGGACGGAUCUCACACGCAGGUGUCGACUAUGAUGAAAGCAAUCCCAUCAUAAUCCCAAGAAGGCACCACAUUGCAACUUUGAUAAUGAGGUUUUACCAUGAACAAUCUCAACAUCAGGGUAGGCACAUUACUGAAGGUGCUAUACGUAUGGCAGGUUUUUGGAUUUUGGGAGCCAAAAGGAGCAUAUGUUCUCUUAUCUUUGGAUGUGUAGUUUGCCGAAGGCUACGAGGAAAGAGUGAAGUACAAAUGAUGUCUGAUUUACCGGUGGACAGGGUCAGUACUGAGCCCCCCUUUACCUAUGUAGGCACCGAUGUAUUCGGGCCUUGGACCAUCUCAGCCCGCCGCACUAGAGGUGGACAUGUGAAUAGCAAAAGAUGGGCGGUGCUGUUCACCUGUUUAACCAUCAGAGCUGUCCAUAUUGAAGUAGUGGAGUCUAUGGACACAUCUUCUUUCAUAAACGCUAUGAGACGCUUCAUUGCCAUUCGUGGUCCAAUCAAGCAGAUGCGAUCCGAUCGAGGGACCAAUUUUGUAGGGGCAUGCAGAGAACUGGACAUUCCUUCUAAUUUGGAUGAGGCAAAGGUGUCAAGGUUUCUUGCAGAACAAGGGUGCUCUUGGAUCUUCAAUCCACCCCACGCUUCGCACAUGGGUGGAGCAUGGGAGCGCAUGAUAGGUAUAACCCGAAAGAUCUUAGACUCCAUGAUGCUUCAGCUGGGACCGUCUAAAAUUACACAUGAAGUUUUCACAACAUUCUUGGCAGAGGUGACGGCGAUAAUAAACUCCAGACCGCUGAUUCCUGUAUCUGUGGAUCCUGAGGACCCCCUUAUACUCACUCCUGCAACAUUACUUACUCAGAAGUAUGGUUCUUUCCCUUGUCCUCCUGUCGAACUUGAUCAUACUGACCUCUACAGGCGACAGUGGAAACGAGUCCAAAACCUAGCUUCCACCUUUUGGGACAGGUGGCGGAAGCAGUAUCUCUCCACACUGCAACCUAGGAAAAGGUGGCAAUUCAAAAAUCAAGACAUCACAACGGGUAGUGUUGUCCUUAUGAAAGACAGUCAGUCUAAACGCAACCAGUGGCCUUUGGGGCGCAUCACUAAAGUGUUGCCUAGUGGAGAUGGAAGGGUACGAAAGGUCGAAAUCAAAAUUGUCAAUAAGGGAGAACCAAAGGUUUUUGUCAGACCUGUAACUGAAGUGGUAAUGCUCAUUCCUUCCAACUAAUUCAGUGACUGGUUUACUCCUUUAAGCGUUUGGUUACAAUGAGUCGUGGUAUCUAGUGAUACCAGGCGGGGAGUGUGUUGUGUUAUGUGAUAUAAUUAAUGUGUGCUGGCUCCUUUAAGAGAUCGUCACGUAAUGAUGAUGUCAUCAGCGCCAGACUAGUUCGUCAGUUGUUUAUAGGAAGCCAUCAAGCCCUCAUUGCAGCUCUGCUAAUCGUAAUUCAUCUGCUACAUUUCAUGUUCUUUCGAAGGCAUUGUUGUUUUACCCUACUUCCAGUCAGCCAUUAAACGAAGUGAAUUGGAUGUCUGCUUCAGUGUGGUGAUUGGUAGAGGAGUUGUCUGUCUGUCAACUGGUGCAAGGCGUAUUAGGGUGACAGAAUAGAAAUAAAUAAUUUCUAUAUUCCUUAGUUUCCAAUUACGGAAUAUUCAAAAUAAAAUAGUUAAAAAUGCUAAAAUACAGGAUGUUUAAAAGCCUACAAACA